This is a messenger RNA of Beta vulgaris subsp. vulgaris (sugar beet), 872 nucleotides long. RefSeq lists its product as hypothetical. Lineage: Eukaryota; Viridiplantae; Streptophyta; Magnoliopsida; Caryophyllales; Amaranthaceae. Bases 94 to 417 code for a protein of 107 amino acids. The transcript is spliced from 3 exons. The record is from RefSeq and is a predicted model, not a curated record.
AGAACAAGGGAUGCGGAAUACCUGGUAAAACAGAGUAAAUAGGUUUACGUUGGCUUGUCCGAGAUUCCCGACGACCGCGUCUGAGGAACGGCGAUGAAUGCGGCGGAGGAAGUGAAAGCGAACGACGCUCCACGCCGACGAUUAUCCUGUACUCCUUGCUUCGACGCUCUUUGGUUCUGCUACUCUCCGGUUCAUCAACUGCAGCAAUAUUAUCGGGUUGGAGUUCUUGACAAUUGUUCGGAGAAGUGGAGUAAUCUUUAUGACUGCUUGACCUUGAAAACUAAGAGUUCUGCUAAAGUGCAGGAAAUUUUGGAAAUACGUGAAAAAGAAAAGCACCACAUUUGGUCUUUUAGGACGCCAGAAGAAUCAGCUGCUAAAUGGAACAGUUGGUAUGGACAUCUAGAUGAACCAGAGUAACUUCCUACGAGCUGUUCGUAAACCGAUCACUCCCUCUGGCACUAGUUUUUUUUUAGUAAUAUGGGAAGAGUGCCAUACCAGAUUGGAGACUGCGUCCUUGCAAGCCUAUUCAAUAGUGUUUUUUUUUUUUCUUCUGGAUAUUGCUAUUUCCAAUUUUUUAGAAUCCAUGAAUAAGGAUUGAAUUGUUUAGCACUAUCAGAGCUAUUGGAGGGUAUUACACAUUGGAAGCAGCGAGUAUUGCUUAGAUUGAUUAGGUAAUCAAAGCAUUGUUUUAACAAUAAGAGUAAAAUUUUGCCAUAUACUUGGAUCUCCGCUUUGAUUUUGUUUUACAUGAUACCUUUGGGAACUCUGAAUGUACGGGUUGGGAAAAAAGUUAAAUGAUGCGCACUUAUUUAUGGUGUGUCACAUCAUAAAUUAAUGGUAUGUCAUGUUCGAACUUGCGUUUUAUAUUUUUA